Penicillium atrosanguineum is the source of this 1023-nucleotide messenger RNA. RefSeq names its product malate dehydrogenase. The transcript has 4 exons. Gene Ontology annotation, molecular function: L-malate dehydrogenase (NAD+) activity. Gene Ontology annotation, cellular component: cytoplasm; mitochondrion. The record is from RefSeq and is a predicted model, not a curated record. Lineage: Eukaryota; Fungi; Ascomycota; Eurotiomycetes; Eurotiales; Aspergillaceae. The coding region runs from base 1 to 1023 and encodes 340 amino acids. Gene Ontology annotation, biological process: tricarboxylic acid cycle; malate metabolic process.
AUGUUUGCCGCUCGCCGUUCCAUCAACCUCUUCCAGAAGCGCGCCUUCUCGGCCUCCGCCAGCCAGGCCUCCAAGGUCACCGUCCUCGGUGCCGGCGGUGGCAUUGGCCAGCCUCUGUCCCUGCUGAUGAAGCUGAACCCCCGUGUCACUCAGCUCGCCCUCUACGAUAUCCGUGGUGGACCCGGUGUCGCUGCCGAUCUGAGCCACAUCAACACCAACAGCACCGUCACCGGCUACAGCCCCGACGAGGCUGGCCUCGCUGAUGCUCUCAAGGAUGCCGAGAUCGUCCUCAUCCCCGCCGGUGUUCCCCGCAAGCCCGGUAUGACCCGUGAUGACCUCUUCAACACCAACGCCUCCAUUGUCCGCGACCUCGCCAAGGCCGCCGCUAAGGCUUCCCCCAACGCCAACAUCCUGGUCAUCUCCAACCCCGUCAACUCCACCGUCCCUAUCGUCUCGGAGGUUUUCAAGGCCGCUGGUGUUUACAACCCCAAGCGCCUGUUCGGUGUUACCACCCUGGACGUUGUCCGCGCCUCGCGCUUCAUCUCUCAGGUCCAGAAGACCGACCCCAACGGCGAGAAGGUCCCCGUCAUUGGUGGCCACUCCGGUGUGACCAUCGUCCCCCUCCUCUCCCAGUCCAACCACGCCUCCCUCUCCGGCGAGGCCCGUGACGCUCUCGUCAACCGCAUCCAGUUCGGUGGUGAUGAGGUUGUCAAGGCCAAGGACGGUGCUGGCUCCGCCACCCUCUCCAUGGCCAUGGCCGGUGCUCGCUUCGCCGAGUCUCUCCUGCGCGCUGCUCAGGGCGAGAAGGGCAUCAUCGAGCCUACCUUUGUUGACUCCCCUCUCUUCAAGGACCAGGGCAUCGACUUCUUCGCUUCCCGCGUCGAGCUCGGCCCCAACGGUGCCGAGAAGAUCCACGAGGUUGGCCCCAUCAACGAGUACGAGCAGAAGCUCCUCGAUGCCUGCCUCGUUGACCUCAAGAAGAACAUCGAGAAGGGUGUUGCCUUCGUCAAGGCCAACCCGUAA